Molecule: messenger RNA, 1898 nt
Organism: Ceratotherium simum simum (southern white rhinoceros)
Lineage: Eukaryota; Metazoa; Chordata; Mammalia; Perissodactyla; Rhinocerotidae
Gene: CAVIN2
Product: caveolae associated protein 2
Cellular component (GO): cytoplasm; caveola
Molecular function (GO): protein kinase C binding
Source: RefSeq, a predicted model, not a curated record
UUGAACUUAUUUUUUAAAAGGGAAGAGAAGUAGGAAAGAAAAGUUAAACUUGCCGGAAAGUGCCCUGUGCGAGGAGAAUGCGGUUAGGAAGUGUGUACAUGCUCCUGAACCCGGAGAGGUUCUCAGUUCUGUAACCUUCGCCUCCCACUGGGUGGAGUAGGGCUUUUAAGAGCAGCUGGAAUGCAGUUCCCCUGAUCAGUGUAGCCAGUUGUUGCCUGUCUGAACCGCUGCCAGUCCUGGACAGCAGUGCUCUGAGAGCAAACUCGCGGGCCUCGCUCUGCACACCUCACCACCGCCCUUCUCGCCUGAGCAAGGAGAGCGUUCCCACCUGCCCAGCCAUGGAGGAGGACGCCACACAAGCUGAAAAGUUCCAGCUCCGGGGUUCUGACACGCGGCAACAGAAGCCAGCCAGCCCCAGCCCGGUGCCCUCCUCCACGCCAAGCCCCAGCCUGAACUUGGGGAGCACGGAGGAGGCCAUCCGGGACAACUCGCAGGUGAACGCCGUGACGGUGCUCACGCUGUUGGACAAGCUGGUGAACAUGCUGGAUGCCGUGCAGGAGAACCAGCACAAGAUGGAGCAGCGGCAGAUCAGCCUGGAGGGCUCCGUGAGGGGCAUCCAGAACGACCUCACCAAGCUCUCCAAGUACCAGGCCUCCACCAGCAACACGGUGAGCAAGCUGCUGGAGAAGUCCCGCAAGGUCAGCGCCCACACGCGCGCCGUCAAGGAUAGCAUGGAGAGGCAGUGCGCGCAGGUGAAGCGGCUGGAGAACAACCACGCCCAGCUCCUCAGACGCAACCACUUCAAAGUGCUCAUCUUCCAGGAAGAAAAUGAGAUCCCUGCCAGUGUGUUUGUGAAAGAGCCAGUUUCUGGCUCAGCGGAAGGGAAGGAGGAGCCUGCUGAUGAAAACAAGUCUCUGGAGGAAACCUUGCACACCGUGGACCUCUCAUCGGAUGAUGAAUUGCCCCACGAUGAGGAGGCCCUGGAAGACAGUGCAGAGGAAAAGAUGGAAGAAAGUAGGGCAGAGAAAAUAAAAAGAUCCGGCCUCCGGAAAGUGGAUAGCCUCAAGAAAGCAUUUUCUCGCCAGAACAUUGAGAAAAAGAUGAACCAGCUGGGGACAAAGAUAGUAUCUGUAGAGAGGAGAGAGAAGAUUAGGAAAUCUCUCAUUUCCAAUCACCAGAAAAUAUCUUCAGGGAAAAGCUCCCCCUUCAAGGUCUCUCCCCUCACUUUUGGUCGAAAGAAAGCCCGACAGGGAGAAAGCCCUGCAGAAAAUGAGACCAAGUCAGAAGAGAUGCCUAGCAGUGACCAGAUACAAAAUGACCACGAGGAGAGCUCAUUUGCAGAGGGUGCGUCGGAGGCGUCCCUCCCCAGUGCCCUGGGGGAAGGGCAGAGCGAGGAGGGGGAUGCUGCGAGGGCGGCCUCGAGAGAGAGUAACUCAUGCAUGGACAGCAACGUCAACUUGACUAUUGUGGAAGAUGAAGAAGAAGAGUUGGUGGCCCUGGAACAGGCACAGAAGGUGCGCUAUGAGGGAGGCUACGUGCUAGCCUCUGAAGAGGCAGAGCAGUCCGAUGAGGAGCCGGUGCAGCCCGCUGUGCUCCAGGUGGACCACACCGCCUAAGCUCACAGGCCGCCGCGCCAGCCUGGGCUUCAGCCAGGUGGGCAGCCAGAGCCUAGAAACAAACUCUUGCACCCUCCAGCACCUCCCACUCUCUCUGUGUUAUGGUCCGGGCCGUAAUCAUUUACUACAGAGCAGCAGCACGCUCGCGACCAACAUUUACUAUGAGCCCCUACCAGGGGCUCCCUUGCUAAUUUGUUCUUAGGUUCUUUUUCUGUAGAAUUUCUCCGAGAUUGCCCAGAAGAAGAAAUAGAGCAGUUGAAAAACGCUGAUCAAUUUGACUUA